Molecule: messenger RNA, 825 nt
Organism: Thelazia callipaeda (thelaziosis nematode)
Lineage: Eukaryota; Metazoa; Nematoda; Chromadorea; Rhabditida; Thelaziidae
Source: the annotation of a GenBank genome assembly
CUCAAGCAGUUACUUAAGGACGCACUCAAAUUUGGCACAGAAUAUGAAAAAGCCCAUGCUAAAGCUCUUCAUAUUAAAUUAUUGGCAGCAUGCGAGAUAUGGGAGAAAAUUUUAAGUGAAAUACCAAAUGAUUUGUUAGCACUGAAGUUUAAUCACGAUGCAUAUUUUUAUCUUGGAGAUAAAGAAGCCAUUCGUGAUAGUAUCGCUCACGUACUUCCAAAAUGGAAGCCUACAAUUCCUUGCUACAGUUAUUUAUAUGGUAUGUAUGCAUUUGGAUUGGAAGAAUGCGAGCAAUAUGAUAAAGCAGAAAGUUAUGCCAAAAAGGCUCUUGAACUGAACAGACAUGAUGCUUGGGCAACACAUGCCUUAGCACAUUGCAUGGAAAUGACCGGACGUACCAAUGAAGGCAUACAUUUUAUGGAAUCUACAGAAUCUGACUGGAGUAAAUGUUUUAUGCUUGCAUGUCAUAACUAUUGGCAUGUAGCACUUUAUCACAUUGAACUUCAAAAAUAUGAUGAGGCGCUAUCAUAUUAUGACAGGGAAAUAGCAGAACGUACUAAGAGUGGAGCAAUGCUGGAUAUUGUAGAUGCUGCUUCCAUGCUUUUUCGACUUGAAAUGGAAGGUAUUUCUACAGGGGAACGCUGGAAAUCACUAUUACCAAUCGUUAAACCACAUUUGUAUGAUCAUAUACUGGCAUUUAAUGACACACAUAUUCGCAUGGUUAUCGAAGGCUGUAAUGAUAAUGAAGCCAGAUCAAGUCACAUUGAUAGUUUGAACAGUUUUAUCAGGUCAUUUCUUUACAAAUGUUUACUUCUUAGAAACUAA